GCACAAUCACAAUGCACAUAACCUCUUUGAAACAUCGUGUAAAAAUUGUAAACAAGUCUUAGAAAAUAUCUAAUCAUUUUCAUUUAUAAUGAAUGUUGAAGUAAGAGUAACAGAUUCCUCAAAGGGCAAAGGGUUGUAUGCCAAAUGUAAAAUUCUCAAAGAGUCGCUUAUUUUUGAAGAAGAUCCUUUAGUGUCUUGUCAGUUUUCUUGGAAUUCUGCCUAUCGAUAUCUAGCUUGUGAUCAUUGCCUUAGGCCUCUAGAAACUGCUCAAGAGAAUGCUAGUCGUUUAUCUGGUCAUCCAAUAGAUUUACCAUAUCCAGAAUGUUGUACAACUGACAAGAGCAAAUUUACAAAAUGUUCUACUUGCUUUACACAAUACUGUUCUGAAGAAUGUAAAACUCAAGCUUUAGAACAAUACCAUAGUAUAAUUUGCCUUCAAACACAAGAUAAAAAUAGUGCUCAUCCUCUAGAACAGUUAAAUGAAGCUUGGAAACAGGUUCAUUAUCCUCCAGAAACUAACAGUAUAUUCCUAAUAGUUCGCCUCUUGGCAAGGAUAUUGAAAGCUCCUAAUAAAGAGAUUGCUAUUGCACAAACCCUCCAGUUUUGUCAUAGAACUGUCAAUGAAGAUGCUGACUUGGCCCAUAAGCUUUUAGGUGACAAAUUUGCUGAUCAAUUAUCACUUCUACAUAAUAAGUUUAUUGCUGUAGUACCUCAUGAAGGUAUUGAACAAUUUUUGAGUUAUGAAGGAUUCUUGAGCCUUUUGGCACUUAUUGGUACAAAUGGACAAGGUGUUGGUACCAGUGCAAUUAGUGAAUGGGCAAGAAAUGCUGAAAGUCUCCUACUUUCUGAUGAUGAUAAAAAAGUUCUAGACUCUUUUAUAGACCACCUUUAUCAACAAAUGGAUGAGAAUGUUGGUGAGUUUCUUAAUAAUGAAGGAGUGGCUUUAUACAGUCUACAAAGUACCUGCAAUCACAGCUGUUCCCCUAAUGCUGAACCAAAAUUUCUCCACAAUAAUCACAGGCUCUCUUUAGUGGCAACUCAAGAUAUUGAAGAAGGUGAAGAGAUCUUCAUCAGUUACCUUGAUGAGUGUUUUUUAAAUAGGUCGAGACAUUCCAGGAUGAAAGAGUUAAUGAGGAACUAUCUUUUUGUCUGCCAAUGUCCAAAAUGUGAAUCAGAAGCUGAUCAAGAAGAUGUUACUAGUGAAGAAGAAGAAGAUAUGAGUGAAUAACAUAAUUAAUUGCUUUAUUUUUUAUUAAUAAACAUCAUUUUCAUAUUA
Psylliodes chrysocephalus is the source of this 1276-nucleotide messenger RNA. Lineage: Eukaryota; Metazoa; Arthropoda; Insecta; Coleoptera; Chrysomelidae. The record is from the annotation of a GenBank genome assembly.